Molecule: messenger RNA, 746 nt
Organism: Salarias fasciatus (jewelled blenny)
Lineage: Eukaryota; Metazoa; Chordata; Actinopteri; Blenniiformes; Blenniidae
Gene: smim10l3
Product: small integral membrane protein 10 like 3
Exons: 2
Coding region: 177-377 (66 amino acids)
Source: RefSeq, a predicted model, not a curated record
UCUGGAGGAGCAGUUGGGUGGAGCUGCUCUGCCAGCACAACAAACGGCAACAAAAAUGGAUCUCCAUGUCCGUCUUCGGUAGAAAUAUGAACUGUCAGUCAUCACUCAGCACUUUUGUCGUCUCGCCUCGCCACCCGACGCAGUAACGUGGACCCCCGCCGGGCAGCAGGGCCUUUAUGGCGAGUCUGUCUUAUUUAGUGCUCCGCUUCUCGGGCUCCGCUGGUCGGACGUACGGAGUGUUUUCUAAAGGCUUGACCAGGACUUUGUUGAUAUUUUUCGAUCUGGCAUGGCGACUGCGGAUCAGAUUCCCCUACAUCUACCUGGUGGCGUCGAUGAUGUUCAACGUCAGGUUACAGGUCCACAUUGAAAUCCACUGAGUCGUCGACGCCGUGCACUUAAAACAAUGACCAGUGAGCACUGCCAUGCUUCAGCCGGUGAGGGCCACCGGCUGACCGCACACGGAGACGUGGAGGAAGAGGACGUUUAACCCCGCGGACCCUCGUGACAAUGCAACAGAGUGACUCGGCUGGUCGUUCCCGUCGGCUCCCGUCACACAAGCUCAGUGCCUUUUUUUUUUGCAGGAGAAGGGCAGAAAUGAGGCGGAGGAGGAUUUCUACUCAGCCUCUGCACUCUGGAUUUCAAAAAAAAAAAAAAAAAAGAAAAGUGGACUGGAAGCAUAGAUGUGAAAAUGAAAUGUAAGAAAGAUGAUUGUAGCUGUGAAACUUUGUUGCUACUCAUGUAAUGCU